UAUGCCUAUUUGCACACUUUGUACACAACCGUCACGCUAUCUAUACACCGUCUACGAGUCAGAGCACAACUUACGGCUGGAGCAGUGGACUGCCUGCCACGAAUUUGUUGACCCAUACGUCGAACAUGAUUCAAUAACUUUACUUUUGGAUCUCAUCCUUCUCAAGAGGGGCGUGUACAGGCAUCUGCUGUUCAAUCGGGGGGUCGAACCACUGCGGGCAGUGGGCAAGAGAGCAGAAGACACGCAAGAUCCAGGAGGGAAAGCCGAAGAGAGUUCAGCGGGAAAACGCAAGAACGACUGGAUGUCUAUCCUUCAGCUUGGGACUGCGCUUGUUGCGAUCGACGCGGUCAUCAGAUGGAGUUACCUGGAUCCCACUUGUGCAUCAGAAGCUUCCCCUUGGACGAAAGAGAUUGCCCUGUCCUUCAUUCGUGUUUUUCUCGGAACGGCUGCUGAAACAGUUGCAUUCCAUGGAGGGAUUGUACUCUCUUGUUUCCUUGUCAUAAAACUUUCAGACUCCCUCCAGCGGUGUCUCAACCGAACGAGCAAGACUCAAUCCAAUAUUCGACAGGAAUUUCGAUUAUCCCUGAUACCGCUCAGCCUAUUUUACUCCUCUAUUACGAAGCUUUUCCUCCUUUUCCUCCUGACUAUCUGGUUGCCAACAUCCAAGACCUCUUCAUCACACUCAAACAACCCCGCACCGACAUGGGUAAACCAUCUACACAGCGACGGCGAUUUCAUCGCUGGAAUUCUCCAGCUUCUCGACGAUGACAAGCUUGACCGGGAAUGGAUCGUGCGCAACGUCCUGGGAGGAAUGUCUGCCGGGUUUGGGCUACGUGUCAUAUUGGAUAUCCACCCGCUCUUCACGACCUUGAUUAUCCUGUCUGGUUGGGCAUCGAAGAACGCUGUGGCCACUCUCAUUAGUGGAUGGGUGGGCGGCGAUGCAAGAUCCGGAGCGGCGUGGCUUGCAUAUAGCAUUCCGUA
This is a messenger RNA of Cyclocybe aegerita, 981 nucleotides long. Lineage: Eukaryota; Fungi; Basidiomycota; Agaricomycetes; Agaricales; Hemipholiotaceae. The record is from the annotation of a GenBank genome assembly.